AUGUUGCGGAAAGCUGCAAGCAAUGCAUAUUCAUGGUGGUGGGCAAGCCACAUCAGGACAAAGCAGUCGAAAUGGCUGGAACAGAACCUUGAAGAUAUGGAGGAGAAAGUCACAAGCAUGCUGAAUAUCAUUGAUGAUGAUGGAGACUCCUUUGCACAGAGGGCAGAAAUGUAUUACAGGAAGAGACCAGAACUUGUAAGCAUUGUGGAAGAAUCUUAUCGAGCAUACCGAGCAUUAGCUGAAAGAUAUGAUCACUUAUCAAAAGAGCUGCAAAGUGCCAAUCGCACCAUUGCCUGUGUCUUCCCUGAACAAUUACCAUUUUCCAUGGAUGAAGAAGAUGAAGAAACUGCUAGCCUAACAUCAACUUCUUCCCCUAGUCCUGACAAACCAGGUGUCCAAAAACCAAGCGUCCCAAAAGCUCCAUUCCCAAAGAAAGAUUUCAGGAGCCAGUCUAUGUUGUUGUUGAGAAAGGGACAACUAAAGAAAGCUUAUAGUUUAGCUAAAGCUGCUAGAUUUCCAAUAUCAGGGCUGAGCAAAAAUGAGGCGCUAGAAGAAAUAGAUAAGCUUCAGAAGGAAAUUUUAGCAUUUCAAACUGAAAGGGAGUUUGUGAAGACCUCAUAUGAGCAGGGAUAUCAAAAAUUCUGUGAAAUAGAAGACCAGAUAACAGAAAAGCAAAAGAGAGUAAGCAAUUUACAGGAAGAGUUUGGCGUUUCCUCUUUUAUUGAUGAUAAUGAAGCUCGGACUCUGAUGGCAACUAGGGCUCUAAAAUCAUGCCAAGAGUCCUUGGUUAAAUUGAAAGAAAAACAUGAACAGUCAACUGAAGAGGCAAGAGUGGAAUCCAGAAGGAUUAAGCAUGUAAAUCAGAAGUUUGAAGCUCUCACGAAUAAAUUUAAUUCCCAACAAACAAAUCAGCUAGAGAAGCAUAAGUACGUGAGUCCAACUACGGAGGUUGAUAACAUGAUCUACGAAAUUGACAGUGUGGAUAAGGAGAGACAAGAUUUGGAAGUGUUGCAGAAGGAGAUCGAAGAACAGCUUGAAGUAAGCUCAAAUGCCUCUCUUACAAUGUCACAGCUUGUAGAGAAAAUUGAUGACCUUGUACAAAGAGUUGUUAAUUUGGAAACUGCAGUCUUUUCUGAAAAUUCUUUGGUAAAGAGAUUAAAAUCGGACACGGAUGAGCUUCAGGAACACAUUAAGAGCCUGGAAGAAGACAAGGAAGCUCUGAUUGAAGGCUCAGACAUCAUGAACAAAAGGAUGAAUGAGUUGGAGGGGGAACUAAGUAGAGUUAAAGAUCUUGUAAAAACCGUUGUAGACCAAAAUAACAGCCUCAAAACUCAUUUGACUGAAGCAAGCUGUAAUUUUAAUCAUUUGUCUCUGAAGUUACAAGCUGUGAAGAUGGAUGAGGAUGCUGAGAAUACAGGACACUCCCAAGAAGUAAAAACUGUAUUGGAUGAGAAACCUGACAAGGGAAUGGAAGAACAUGAAAUUGAGUUGGCUCUUGAUGAUAGUUCAGCCUUAAAAGACACAGGAAUUGAAAUGGAAGGGAAGGAAAAAGAUGUUUCAGCUGAAGGAGGAAACUAUGUUGAUCAUGAAUCAAGCUAUAAGUUUGAUGUUGAUUCAGAAAAGAGUCUGGAACCGAGGGAAGAAGACAAAGCUGAGAAGAAAUAUUUGUCCGAGACAGGAAGCAGCAUCCCUGAUACUGAGAUUGAGGAACUAGGGAGUGAUGAAGGAGAAGAGCAACCAAACUGGAGGCAGCUAUACUUGAAUGGACUGGACGACAGAGAAAAGAUUUUACUAGAUGAGUACUCUUCUGUUCUUCGGAAUUAUAAGGAGGUAAGAAAGAAGCUUAAUGACGUAGAGAAGAAAAACCGCGACGGUUUCUUUGAAUUGGCGUUGCAGAUAAGGGAACUGAAGAAUGCUCUCGCCGCCAGAGAUGGAGAGAUUCAAUCUUUACGUCAAAAAACGAGCUUUGCCGAUGAAAUUAAGGAUGGGAGCUUGGUAGAACUUGAAGGACCACGUCUAAGCGCAAGCCAAGAAUCUACCUUGACCUAUUCUAUUCAGACAUCGCCACUAUCUGUAGGACAGGGGAAAGCUGAAUCCAAUGAAAAAGUGGAGGAACCAACUGCACAUGGAAGGUUCAAAGAAUCUCCCAAGAAAAUGGGAGAAAAUGUUAUGCAGGUAAAACCUGUAAGUCAAACCCGUUCUGGUUUAACCAUAGAAGAUAAAAUACGAUCAGGUAUUGAUGACUUGCUGGAGGAAAAUCUAGAGUUCUGGUUGAGGUUCAGCACAUCUUUUCAUCAGAUACAAAAAUAUCAAACUUCAGUCCAGGACUUGAACGUAGAGUUAUCAACACUGAGAGAAAAAAGGAAUCAAGAAGGAAGUGGAAAGCGUCAACCUUUCAAAUCAGAAGCACGCCCCAUUUAUUCACACUUCAGAGAAAUAAGAACUGAAUUAACAUUAUGGUUGGAAAACAAUGCAGUGCUGAAAGACGAAGUGCAAGGUAGAUAUUCCUCAUUGUGCAACAUCCAAGAAGAGAUAGCAAGAGCGACCAAAGCAAGUGGCCGUGCGGGAGAGACUGACCUCAGUGGAUAUCAGGCAGCAAAGUUUCAAGGUGAGGUUCUCAACAUGAAACAGGAAAACAAAAAGGUUGCUCAUGAAUUGCAAUUAGGCUUCAGUCGUGUGAGACAACUCAAGGAUGAAGUUGAGAAAGUAAUGGCUAAUUUGGAAAAGGAACUUGGGACAUCAGUAUCAACAACUGAACAAUCAGGGUCGAGAACAGGGCGGUCUAGAAUUCCUCUGCGAUCUUUCUUAUUUGGAAUCAGGUUAAAGAACAAGUGGCAGUCAAAGGGACCAUCAAUGUUUGCAUGCGUGCAUCCAACAUUGCAGAAACAGCACAGUUACAUAGAAGAACCUACUGAGCCCUCAGGAUAG
Molecule: messenger RNA, 2928 nt
Organism: Durio zibethinus
Lineage: Eukaryota; Viridiplantae; Streptophyta; Magnoliopsida; Malvales; Malvaceae
Product: protein NETWORKED 2A-like
Molecular function (GO): actin binding
Source: RefSeq, a predicted model, not a curated record